Geodia barretti is the source of this 708-nucleotide messenger RNA. The record is from the annotation of a GenBank genome assembly. NCBI's taxonomy places the organism in Eukaryota, Metazoa, Porifera, Demospongiae, Tetractinellida, Geodiidae.
AUGGCCACAGGACAGAGACCGGAAUCCGCCGCAGAGCUGAUAAAGCUGUUCCGGGUGACUGACGUUUCCCUUCCAUACGGAGGCAUAGGAGAGGGGCAGAAGUUCCACACCAACCGGGGCGAAUUCAGCGGAAUCAUUCACAGGGCAAAAGAAUCGACCCGCGCCGUCAUCUUUGUCUGCGGCGCACGCGGCGGAUUUGUUGGCCCUGGUCCUGAGAGUUAUGCUCGCCUGUCCGAGCGAUUUCUGAAGGAGGGCAUAACCUCUCUUAGGAUUGACUACCGGCUGCCCAACGACCUCUUGGAGUGUGCCCUCGACCUGAUGGUCGGUGCCGGCCACCUGAAUGACAUCGGCUACGGCCCGGUCGUCGUGGUGGGACAUUCAUUCGGUGGGGCUGUGGUAAUAGCAGCGGGCGCCACCAGCCCCCACAUCAAGGGGGUAGUUUCGCUCUCGCCCCAGACCUACGGGGCCGGUAUGGCCGGGCAACUGGCGCCACGCAAGCUGCUUGUGGCCCACGGCAAGGCCGAUUCCCGCCUGCCCUUCUCUUGUUCCCUGCAGAUCUACGAAUGGGCCAAGGAGCCAAAGGAGUUGGUGCUGUUUGAGGAUGCCGAGCACCGGCUGGAGGAAUGCCGCGAUGAGCUUGAAACGCUCCUCGCAUCCUGGAUCCCGGCCACCCUCGACGAGGAGAUAGAGAUCCCCGCCGUCAAUUAG